UGUGAGAGAGAGAAAGAGAGAGAGAAAGAGAAAGAGAGAGAGAGACAGAGACAGAGACAAAGACAGAGAGACAGAGAUCUUUUUUUUUUUCUCUCCAGUUGAACAGAAAUCUUAAUCCUAUUUAUGAUUACUUAUACCACUGCAGUAAAUCCAAAUAUCUCAGGACAGAAAAAGGUUUUCCAUCAAUACAAUGAACGCCAUGGGUGUGUGGCCCCGGAUCGUCGUGCUCUUCCUGGUUGUGGCAACAGUAAGGGCUAACGAGAAAGGUACGGUGAUUUCAGACGGGAACAAAUUUAUAAUGAACUGUCCAGCUGAAGGUGAUUGGUACAUGAAUGAAAAAAAACUAAAUGGAGAUAAGACUCGAUCCCUCGAAAAGGAGUACGGAAGUGACACCAAGGGCUUAUACAGCUGUAAAUACACGGAGGAUGGCACUGAAAAAACAUAUUUUUUCUACAUUAAAGGAAAACCGUGUGCCAACUGUUGGGAGCUCGAUGGACUCUUCCUGUUAACCGCCAUUGUUGCAGAGGUGCUGGGGACAGUUGUUUUCAUGACCAUCAUCUACAAGUGCACCAAGAAGAAAAGCUCAGGUGGACCUGACAAGACGCCACAAAAACCUUCUCGUCCAGGAGGCCGAGCUCCACAAGCCACCUCUUCUGAUUAUGAGCAACUGAACCGCACACGUGCGUCGGACCCUUACGCUUUCGUGAAUCGGAUGGGCUAGAGCGGAGUCGCCAAAGUUGGACGGACACCUUGACAGAAGUGUGCCGCACGUUCCAGUCUCAUGGAUUUACCCAUUCACAUUCAGUAUUAUUGAUUACAUUUGUAAAGAAAUGUUUGUGUUCCUUUAAUUCAGUACUUCUCAAAUAUUGGAGGGGGGUGGGGGGGAUCGGGGAGGUGCAUGGGCGUCUAUAAUCCAAUGCGUCCAAUGGAAUGUGGCACGCUGGACAUAGGUGUACCACUGCUGAAAUGCUUGAAUGAGCCUCCAGUCACUAGGUGGCAGCAACUCAGACAUUGGUUUGUACAGAUAAAAAAUAUAAACGUUAUCAGGUUCUCAAUAGUAUUUCAAUUUGCGGCGGUGUGUGUCGGGGGGGUAAAAAAUGUUUUGUCCCCACGAGGGGGAGAGGGGGGGGCUACCAGGUGACCCCGGGCACCACGUUGGUGACCCCUGGUUUAGAGUGUGUUAUUAUAUUUUAACCUGUGUCAUCCCAAAUAGUACUGUAAAAAUUGUAAUUUUUUUAAAAAUUUACUUUUGCCGAGUGGUGACGCUCCAGUCCUCCACCAGAGGGUUCUGGGUUCGAUACCAAUUCUGGACGAUUUCUGUGACGACCUCUGAGGAAGGGGACAGGCUGGAAGAGAAGAA
This is a messenger RNA of Cynoglossus semilaevis (tongue sole), 1360 nucleotides long. RefSeq names its product T-cell surface glycoprotein CD3 epsilon chain-like. The record is from RefSeq and is a predicted model, not a curated record. Gene Ontology annotation, biological process: cell surface receptor signaling pathway; positive thymic T cell selection. Bases 191 to 721 code for a protein of 176 amino acids. Gene Ontology annotation, molecular function: transmembrane signaling receptor activity. Lineage: Eukaryota; Metazoa; Chordata; Actinopteri; Pleuronectiformes; Cynoglossidae. Gene Ontology annotation, cellular component: external side of plasma membrane; alpha-beta T cell receptor complex. The transcript is spliced from 5 exons.